This is a messenger RNA of Prosopis cineraria, 1620 nucleotides long. RefSeq lists its product as uncharacterized. The transcript is spliced from 9 exons. Bases 231 to 1268 code for a protein of 345 amino acids. The record is from RefSeq and is a predicted model, not a curated record. Lineage: Eukaryota; Viridiplantae; Streptophyta; Magnoliopsida; Fabales; Fabaceae. Gene Ontology annotation, cellular component: endoplasmic reticulum; membrane. Gene Ontology annotation, biological process: membrane organization; endoplasmic reticulum tubular network organization.
AGCGUAGCGAAGCUGCGGAGGUCCGAACAAGAAAGCGCCAAACGACACUUCGUAGGGAUAGCAUCCGUAACAGCAACGAAACGACACUAUCCCGUCGAUCUCAUGCUUGUAACCGCUCGAAUCGGUUGUCCUCAGUUGACGCUUCUCAAUCCUCGCCCAAAGCAUCAGAGAAAGGGACUCGGAUUCUGGCUUCUGUGAAGAAGCAGUAACUGCGGGAAGCAACGGAGAAGAUGGGAGAUGACACAGAAGAUCCACAGAAACUGAAGCGGAUAGCAGCGGCUUCCUAUGACUACGAGAACGACCCAAGAUGGGCCGACUACUGGUCAAAUGUCCUCGUCCCUCCCCAUUUAGCCUCACGUUCGGAUGUCGUCGAACACUACAAACGCAAAUUUUACCGGCGCUUCAUAGAUCCUGAGCUCAUAGUCAAACCAAUGUCUACUAAUGGUUCUUCCCAGCCAUCACGACCUUCGACAACAGCAACAUCAUCUGGAAGAAAUGAGCAAGCUGCCUCACGAAACUCAGGAAGGGGAUCAACUAAUAGAACCUCAGGAACAUCUUCAACUACCGGUCCUAUCCCAUCUUCCUUGCGUUGGGGUCAUCAGACAAUUCAGUUUUCUGUUAAUGCUUGGGUUUUUGUUGUUGCUGUCCUUGCUGUCUUCCCGCUGGUACCUAGGAAUGUUUCACAAAGGGCAUAUCGACUUUCUUUUAUGGGCACAGCAUGCUCUUCUCUCUACUCGUUGUACUCACUAUAUGGGAAACCAAGAGCAUGGAAUUUCCAGGCGUUGCAAGUUUACUUUCAGUCAAUAAUUGCAACCAAGGAUUUUAUAUAUUUCAUCUACUGCCUCACAUUUGUUACUUCACAUCUAUGGCUUAAAUUUGCUUUGAUUCCCAUCCUGUGUUGGUCAUUGGAGCAUGUUGCCAAGUUCCUCAGACGUAAUUUCAGUCGUCCCACUUCGUACAGGAAAUAUUUGGAAGACCUUUGUGUUUGGGUGGAGUCAAAUAAUACUACUCUGGGUAUACUGACAUCGCAUGUGGAGAUUGCACUGGGCUUCCUUCUGAUCAUAUCGCUAUUCUCGUGGCAGCGCAACAUAAUACAAACAUUCAUGUACUGGCAGCUUCUGAAGCUCAUGUAUCAUGCUCCUGUUUCUGCUGCUUACCAUCAAAAUGUUUGGGCUAAAAUCGGGAGGGCUGUUAAUCCAUUUAUCAAUCGCCAUGCUUCAUUCUUGAAUACUCCAUUAUCAUCUGUACGAAGAUGGUGGUUCAGAUAGAAGCGAGGGAAGAUACAGUGGCAAGUAAUUCCAUCGAGAAAUUACUUGAUUGCCUGCCUUUCCCCCCCCCCCCCCCAAAAAAAAAAUCGUAGAAAGAAUGUCAGAUGAAGGAACUAGUAGCCCUUUUGAUCAUACAUGGAGCUGAAGUUUGUUCAUGUUCUCUUUUGUUUGAAAAUAAUGAUUUGAUUGUGGAUGGUGCUUUUACCCCGGAAUUGUGCAUGCCCAAUGUGUAGCUUCGAUCAAUGUCUCAAAUAAAUCCAUAUGUCCACUGAUCUGUGAUGUAUUGUCAAUUUGUCGUUCACAUGUGACAUGUCUUGAGUACUCAAACUAUACAAAAUUUUGUUCCAGGAAA